AUGCAUCUCUUCAUUCUAGGAGCGACGGGGCGAACGGGUGUCUAUGGGUAUAAGUAUGCACUAGAACGAGGUUUCUCAGUCACCAUUCUUGCCCGCAAUACCCAAGGAAUAGAGCCACAUGCUAGACUCACCAUCGUCGAGGGCUCUUGUCUGUCCAACGAGGAUAUGCAACGUGCUUUCAAAGCUGCUGGUGUCACCGUUGAUGCGGUUCUCGUAUUUCUCAGUGCCCAGCGUGUUGGUCAAAACCCCUGGGGAAAAUUCAUUGGGCCACCCCGCCUGAUUGCAGACUCAACCAGCAAUGCUGCUCGAGCUCUGCGCGCACAGAAGCAGCAGCUAGAUGGACGCAAGCCACGCUUGGUUGUGAUGAACGCCCUUGGCGCUGGCGAAAGCUACUCCGUCACCCCUUACCUUAUUCGUUUCAUGAUAAACUAUAGCAACGUGUCCAAAUCCUAUGUGGAUCAUAAUGCGGUUUACAAUGAGAUCGAGGCAAACUGUGGAGAUGAAGUGCUAUGGACACUUCCAUUACCGGUGGGGCUCAAAGAAAGUGGUCAGAAACUCGUGAAAACCUUCGACAGCACUGAGCCAGGAGCUGGUUUAUUCAUCACUCGUGAAAGCUGUGCGAGAUGGAUGGUAGAUGUGGCGUCAGGGAAGGAAGGAGAUAAAUUCGACAACAAAAAGGUCAUUGUAUCAAAUUAA
Penicillium riverlandense is the source of this 696-nucleotide messenger RNA. RefSeq lists its product as uncharacterized. The record is from RefSeq and is a predicted model, not a curated record. The transcript is spliced from 2 exons. NCBI's taxonomy places the organism in Eukaryota, Fungi, Ascomycota, Eurotiomycetes, Eurotiales, Aspergillaceae. Bases 1 to 696 code for a protein of 231 amino acids.